AUGUCGAACCCGGGUAAUUCGAAACCUUUACGAAUUAAACUUCGAGAUCCGGUUGAAGGGGGCAAGAAAACUUUUGGUACAGUGGGUAUGGAACGCGAAAAGCAUGUAGCCUCCGGUGCGAAAAUCGGAUCUGCGGUAGUAGGUUCACGGACUAUUGGGAAGUGGUGCAAAGUAAGUGGCUCAGAGACCGGAGUCGGCUUGAGCCGUGUAGCCGGCGUCAAAAGCAGUGUGGGGGCGCGCGUUUCAAUGCAGAGAUGGAGCCGAGUAAAGCCGUGGAGCCGACGGCUUGCACGCGGACCGAGGAGGGGAGGAGAGAGAAAGCAGGCCACGUGGGCCUGCUGCUGCCGGUCGCGCGUCAGCGAGGAGUGUAUUGAUGUCAAAGAUGGUGUAAAUGUGCGAAUUUCCGUGAGGCGAGAAAUCAUUGAAUCUUGGAGUGACGAUGUAGAAGCGAGUAAUAAUGUUAAUAUUUGCCCUACUGUUGAUGAAAUGGAUUCCAGUAGACGUCGUUAUGGGCGUCAAGUUGUGGAUUUUGGGAGUGAUAGCGAUGAUUCGAACCGAGCACCUUUGGCGAGUGAUCAUGCGGUGCCUAGUAGUGAACUUGAGCCGACGGAUGAAGAGGAGGAGGAAGAUGAUAUUCCUCCGGGUGACGUUGGGAUUGACACGGGGAGGCAAAAGAAAAAUAAGCCAAUCAAUUUGGACUUAGUUAAUUUUGAUAGUGUAUUGACGGAAGAGCAUUUGCAUUCUAUUCGUCGUUUAUCUGGAGCGCCAAGUAAUGUCGAGUUGUUGUUGCCUCAGAAGGGCGACCGUUUGUACUCGCCACCCGAUGGGUUUCAUACGGUAUUUUUGGGGUACUUGACGUGUACAUCUCAGAUUACUCCGCAUCCGACCUUGUUGAAGGUUUGCGAGGAAUUCAAGAUAGGCUAUAGUCAGCUCAAUCCCACUGUUGUUCUGAUGUUCGAGGCGUUUCACUAUAGAGUGGUUCGAGUAGGUCUUCCAGUUACUGUGAGUUUGUUUAAGGCGUUAUUUACGUUACAUCGGCCCAAUAAGAUGCCUUUCUUUUGUUUCCAUCCUCGCGUUCCCUACCAAUUCCUGAAGAGUGUGAAGUUAUCCUUGGGGGAAUGGAAGACCCAUUUUUUUUAUGUGAGGGCUCCCACUUUCGACGUCCCCAUAGUAUGGAACCCUACGUGCGAGAGUUUCAAGAUGACUGCGAAUAUGGCGAAGAGGAUUGAAGAUUCUAGGUUGUGUGAUGUGGAAUUUGACCCGAGGGUUUUGAUACCAAAGGCGAAGGGUCAGCACCGUAUAUCCUUUUGUUGCAUUGACUUGUGUCUUUGUUUUUUUUUUUGUAGUUCUUUGGUAGUAUAUACCUCAUGUCUCUUAUGUGGUUGUUAUCUUUUGUAGAUGGGGGUAUCACCUUUGCGGCACUUUGAGCUAAGGCGAAUGGGACGUCAAAGAAGGCAUCGAAGAAGGUUCCCGC
This is a messenger RNA of Erythranthe guttata (spotted monkey flower), 1474 nucleotides long. The record is from RefSeq and is a predicted model, not a curated record. Lineage: Eukaryota; Viridiplantae; Streptophyta; Magnoliopsida; Lamiales; Phrymaceae.